Messenger RNA from Triticum turgidum subsp. durum (durum wheat), 2013 nucleotides. NCBI's taxonomy places the organism in Eukaryota, Viridiplantae, Streptophyta, Magnoliopsida, Poales, Poaceae. The record is from the annotation of a GenBank genome assembly.
AUGGACCGUCAUCACCACCACCACCAGCAGCAGCAGCAGCAGCCGCCGUCGCCGCAGGAGGAGCAUGCCGCGCAGCCGCGCUGCUGGGAGGAGUUCCUGCACAGGAAGACCAUCAGGGUGCUGCUCGUGGAGACCGACGACUCCACCCGGCAGGUCGUCACCGCCCUGCUCCGCCACUGCAUGUACCAAGUUAUCCCUGCUGAAAAUGGCCACCAGGCGUGGGCGUAUCUUCAGGACAUGCAGAGCAACAUCGACCUUGUUCUGACAGAGGUCUUCAUGCACGGUGGCCUGUCCGGGAUCGACCUGCUCGGCAGGAUCAUGAACCACGAGGUCUGCAAGGACAUCCCCGUCAUCAUGAUGUCGUCGCACGAUUCGAUGGGCACGGUCCUCAGUUGCCUGUCAAAUGGUGCUGCCGACUUCUUGGCCAAGCCGAUACGUAAGAACGAGCUUAAGAACCUCUGGGCGCAUGUGUGGAGACGCUCUCACAGCUCCAGUGGCAGUGGUAGUGGAAGUGCCAUUCAGACUCAGAAGUGUACCAAAUCAAAGAGCGGCGACGAUUCCAACAACAACAGCAAUAAUCGCAACGACGACGCCAGCAUGGGGCUCAAUGCAAGGGAUGGCAGCGAUAAUGGCAGUGGCACUCAGGCGCAGAGCUCAUGGACAAAGCGUGCCGUUGAGAUCGACAGUCCACAGGACAUGUCUCCAGAUCAGUCAAUUGAUCCGCCUGAUAGCACUUGCGCGCAUGUGAGCCACCUGAAGUCAGAGAUAUGCAGCAACAGAUUAAGAGGUACAGAUAACAAAAAAUGCCAGAAACCAAAAGAAACUAAUGGUGAUGAGUUCAAAGGGAAGGAGUUGGAGAUAGGUGCCCCUGGUAAUUUGAACACAGAUGAUCAGUCCUCCCCGAACGAGAGUUCGGUCAAACCAACUGAUGGACGGUGUGAGUAUCUGCCACAGAACAACUCCAAUGAUACAGUUAUGGAAAAUUCAGAUGAGCCAAUUGUUCGAGCUGCUGACCUGAUUGGUUCGAUGGCCAAAAACAUGGACGCCCAACAGGCAGCUAGAGCCAUAGAUGCUCCUAACUGCUCGUCACAAGUGCCGGAAGGUAAAGACGCCGACCGUGAGAACGCCAUGCCAUAUCUUGAGCUGAGCCUAAAGAGGUCGAGAUCGACCGCAGACGGCGCGGAUGCUGCGAUCCAGGAGGAACGGAGGAACGUUGUGAGACGGUCGGACCUCUCGGCAUUCACGAGGUACAAUACGUGCGCGGUCUCCAAUCAAGGCGGCGCAGGGUUCGUCGGGAGCUGCUCGCCCAACGGCAACAGCUCCGAGGCCGCGAAAACGGACGCCGCUCAGAUGAAGCAAGGCUCCAACGGCAGCAGCAACAACAACGACAUGGGCUCCACCACCAAGAGCGUGGUCACCAAGCCCGCCGGUGGAAAUAAUAAGGUCUCGCCAAUCAACGGCAACACGCACACCUCGGCGUUCCAUCGUGUGCAGCCAUGGACGCCGGCAACAGCAGCAGGGAAAGACAAGGCUGAUGAAACGAGCAAGAAGAAUGCAGCAACCGCAGCCGCAGCAGCGAAAGACAUGAGUGGUGAAGCACAGAGCAAACACCCCUGCGCAGCGGCCCAUGACGCGAAUGGUGGAUCGGCAGGAGGCACUGCUCAGUCCAGUUUGGUCAAUCCAUCGGGUCCGGUUGAAGGUCAUGCUGCCAACUAUGGUAGCAACUCUGGCAGUAAUAACAACACCAAUAAUGGGAGCACCGCAGCUACUGCUGCUGGUGCUGCUGCUGCUGUACAUGCUGAGACCGGUGGCAUCGACAAAAGAAGCAACAUGAUGCACAUGAAACGGGAGCGCCGGGUGGCCGCCGUGAACAAGUUCAGAGAGAAGAGAAAAGAGAGGAACUUCGGGAAGAAGGUGCGUUACCAGAGCCGGAAGAGACUGGCGGAGCAGCGCCCGCGGGUGCGCGGGCAGUUCGUGCGGCAGCCGCCACCGCCGGCUGCCGUGGAGAGAUAA